AGAUGAAGAGGAGGGACUGCAAAGACAAAAGAGGAAACCACCCUGUCCUACAGCAAAACCUGUACCCAGACAGACAUGUCACUCUACAAGUUCCUUCACAGUCAUGACACAAGGUAGCUCAUCACUCUCCAGGGACGACACAGCAGCAGAUUUCUCAUAGACCUUCAAAAACUUCAGAAAUGAUCCGAAUCAACAACACGCAGUACUUCCACUUCCUGCAGCAGGCAGACGCCAUGCGGCGCUCGGGGUCGCUGUGCGACGCCAUCAUCUCGGUCGGGAGUCAGACCUUCAGGGCCCAUCGCCUGGUGCUGGCCUGCGCCAGCAGCAGGCUGGCGCAGCAGCUGGCGCAGGGCGACUCGGACCGCCCGGUCCACUGCACGCUGGACCUCUUCUCCCCACGCACCUUCCAGCAGGUCCUGGACUUCACCUACACUCAGGCACUGGAAGUGGCGGCGGACGACCUGCGCCUGCUGCUGCGGGCCGCGCAGCUGCUGGAGAUGCAGCCGCUGGAGGAGCAGUGCCGCAAGCAGCUGGACGCCCUCGACUACAGAGACGGGGACGGGAGGCGACCGGCGACAGGUGUCAAAGAGGAAGCGAAGGGCGCAGAGGGGACGGAUGAAAGGGAAAAAGAGGGCUCCCGGCGAGACGAGGGCGCGCGUGAGCUCCGGCAGGCGAGCGGCAGCCCCGUCGGGGAAAACCACGCUCCUUCCUCUCCGGCGAAAUCCCACGACGGCUCGCCGCUUCCAAGAAAGAAGCCCAGGCCGCCGCCCACAGCCUCGUCGUACAGCAGAGACAGUGUCAUCACCAGACCUGCGGGCAGCAGCUCCUCGUUCACCUCCAGCCAGGCUUUCUCCACCAACAUGCUGAACUCCAUUAGCACCCUGAGGCAAAUAGCGAAGAACUACUCCAACCUGUUGACAGGGCAUCAUCUCCAGUCCCCGAACCAGCCGUACCCACUGUCCUUCUCCUCUCCCCACGUGUUCCCCCUGCUGAGGCCCCAUGUGCCCACUUUGGGGCCCCACUCCAUGGUCGGCUACCCGGGUCUAUAUUCACAUUAUUCACAGAAUCUCUACGCCGGGUCCAUAGGGGUCGGGGACAUAUUAAAGCAAAGCUCCCUAAAACGGAAGAGACCCAGCCAGAGAGAGUUCACCAGGGCCGUUCAAAGCCACGAGCCAAGCUACGCCGAGGCGCCCAAAGCCGGCGCUCACAGGGUUAAAGCCUGCCACAACUGCAACGCCGACGUCCUCGGCGAUCCAGCGCUGCGGGAGUCAUCCGCCACGCCGUCAGGGUGUCGCUUCUGCGGAAGAGGGGACAAAAAUGAACCGCACUCUCAUCGACACAACCACAGGGGAGAGAAACCCUACCAGUGCCAGCACUGCCCCAAAAAGUUCAGCCUGAAGCACCAACUGGAUACACACCACCGCGUUCACACUGGAGAGAAACCCUUCGAAUGCCGCCUCUGUGGUCAGCGCUCGCGAGACUACUCGGCCAUGAUAAAACACCUGCGCACCCACGGAGGCGCGGCGCCCUACCAGUGCACGGUGUGCCUGGAGUUCUGCAGCAGCCUGGUGGCCAUGCAGAGGCACCUCAAGAGCCACACGGUGCAGGAGUUCCCUCCCGACUGGAGCAUCAACAGCACCUACCUGUACACGUCCCACAUCUGAAGCCUUAACGUUGCCUCGCAGCCGUACGUGAGGCGCUAAUUCACCACAAGGCGUCUGACAAUUGCAAACCCUUUAAUGACAGCUGACAGGCACAAGCAACGCACCCAGGUCAGCUGCGACGCUUGAUCACAUUCACAGCCACAGAGCGGAGAAUUGCAGCACUAAUUUCCAGUGACACGUCUGACGAGGUACUGAAAGUGUUUACCAUUUCACUCUUGAUCAUAUACGUGCAUUAAAGCCACAUCAACAGCUACUCCUCGCUGAAUGACGCAGGCAUCAGCCUUUUUACUUUCACAAUCACUGGACCGGAGGAGUAAACUCUGUCAGUUUGACCCAGGUUUCUAGCUCCCUCUUGAGGACAUCUGCUGUAACAGCCUUUACUGUGACGGGGCUCAGAAAUGCAAAAGGAACUAAAUGAUGAAUAAUUUAAAACAUAUGUCUGAUUAAGAAUACUACAAAGCAAAGUAAAGGUUUGAUUUCGAGAACAAUCAGUCAUUAAAAAAAAAGGAAGUUGAUGGAAACUUGGUUACAAACAGGUUCGUCACUUAGUGAGUGAGCGACUGAGGGAAAAUAGUUGAUCUGCAUUAUCACUACAUGACUCAUGAAAUACAUUUUUAAAAGAAAUCUGUAUGUUAAGUCAAUUUCCAAACACUUGGGAGUGAGGAAGUGAUACUAAGAAGGAAGUGAACCAACACAUCAUGCUUUUUUCCACAGACCUUUACAACGUAUUUGAAUUAGUCCGACAGGUUUUCUAUUUUGGUCAAACUCUGCAUCGGUUUCAUACAGUGAUUUUGUGCUUGUGCUUUGUUGUUUUAAGUGGCAGAGAAGCCUUUAGUUCAGUGUUUUGUCAGUGUUAGCAAACACAUAAGCUUCAGCUGUGCUUAUGGAAUAAACACCACCUAUGGUAAUAUUAAACAUAGAAGAAUGACAAAAAGAAGAGAAAAGAGGAAAUGGCGAGUUGUG
Molecule: messenger RNA, 2627 nt
Organism: Betta splendens (Siamese fighting fish)
Lineage: Eukaryota; Metazoa; Chordata; Actinopteri; Anabantiformes; Osphronemidae
Gene: zbtb32
Product: zinc finger and BTB domain containing 32
Exons: 5
Coding region: 180-1664 (494 amino acids)
Biological process (GO): regulation of transcription by RNA polymerase II
Molecular function (GO): DNA-binding transcription factor activity, RNA polymerase II-specific; RNA polymerase II cis-regulatory region sequence-specific DNA binding; protein binding
Source: RefSeq, a predicted model, not a curated record